This is a messenger RNA of Naegleria gruberi, 1164 nucleotides long. RefSeq lists its product as uncharacterized. NCBI's taxonomy places the organism in Eukaryota, Heterolobosea, Eutetramitea, Acrasida, Naegleriidae. The record is from RefSeq and is a predicted model, not a curated record. The transcript has 2 exons. Bases 1 to 1164 code for a protein of 387 amino acids.
AUGACAGCAAUUAUUAUUGAUAACGGCAGCUCUCUUAUCAAAUCAGGAUUUUCCAGUGAUGAAAAGCCAUCCAUUGUCAUUUCUUCAAUGGUCGGCAAACAGAAAAUCAAACCAGAAAUGUUCGGAGCCGAGUCGAGAGAAUUUUACAUGGGAAAUCAAAUUUCUCACGAAAAUCAAUGUUUUCUAAAUCUUGCUCCAUGUAUUAGGAAUGGAGUGGGACAGAAUUGGGAUUAUCUAGAGAGGGUAUGGUCCUAUCUAAUGAUGGAUGAAUUGAGGAUUAAUCCCUCUGAACAUCCAGUGCUAAUGAUCGAGCAAGCACUUUCUCCGAAAUUUAAUUCCGAACAAAUGAUGAGAAUCAUGUUCGAGACAUUUCAUGUGCCAAAGUUUUAUGUAAAGAAUUCUGGUGGAUUGAUUUUGUAUAGUUGUGGAAGUUAUACAGGAGUUGCUGUGGAUGUUGGUCAUCAAGUGACAACAGUGACACCUAUUUAUAAUGGCUAUACGUUUUAUAAUGCAGUUCAGAGGGUUCAUUUAGGAGGAGAUGAUGUUACAAAACAAUUACAAAAAGUUUUAAUGUCUGAGAAGGGAUUUUACUCUGAAUCAUCGAGUGAUUUGGAACAUUUGAGAGUAAUGAAGGAGCAAUGUUGUUUUGUGGCUGAUAAUUACAAGGAAUUAAUGGAAGGAGUUCUGAGACCGAGAGAUUUUACAAUUGACAAGAAUGAAUUUUCAAUGAAUUAUACGUUACCUGAUGGAAAUCAAAUCGUUGUGGAUAUGGAACGAUUUAUAGCACCAGAAAUAUUAUUUCAACCAAACAAGAUUGGAAGAGAAUGUGAUGGAAUUGACAAGUUAAUUCACAAAGCAAUUUUGGCGUGUGAUCAAGAUGCAAGAGAAAAUCUCUUUUCUAAUAUUAUUAUUUCAGGAGGAACUAGUCAAUUCUUUGGAUUUAAAGAAAGAAUAGAGGAUGAAUUGAAAGCUCUCACUAAAGAUUCAUUCAAUAUUGGCAUAAAGACCUGUGACACUGAGUACAGAUAUAAUUGUCCAUUUAUUGGUGGAUCAAUUUUGACAAGUUUGAGUUCAUUUGAUAGUGUUUGGAUAACACAGGAUGAAUAUGAUGAAUGUGGAAUCUAUUCUCUCACCAGAAGAAAAUAUGAGCAAUAUUAUUAUUAG